This is a messenger RNA of Odocoileus virginianus texanus, 2303 nucleotides long. RefSeq names its product perforin 1 (gene PRF1). Gene Ontology annotation, cellular component: membrane. Gene Ontology annotation, molecular function: pore-forming activity; calcium ion binding; wide pore channel activity. NCBI's taxonomy places the organism in Eukaryota, Metazoa, Chordata, Mammalia, Artiodactyla, Cervidae. Gene Ontology annotation, biological process: immunological synapse formation; defense response to virus; T cell mediated cytotoxicity. The record is from RefSeq and is a predicted model, not a curated record.
AGGAAGCAGAAAUGAUGUGAGCUGUGGCCUGGGUGAUGAGCUGUGUGGUGAGCCUGUCUGGGGGGCUGCACCACCAUUUCAGGAGCUGUCCGUGGGGAAAGAAGGUGUCCGCAUAGGAGCAUCUCGGCACAGGACUCCAGCUCCAUGGCCGCCCGAGGGCUCCUCCUUGGCAUCCUCCUGCUUCUGCCCGCGCCCGCCCCUGCCCCCUGCUACACGGCCGCGCGCUCUGAAUGCCAGCGCGCCCACAAGUUUGUGCCAGGCUCCUGGCUGGCAGGGGAGGGCGUGGACGUGACCACGCUCCAGCGCUCAGGCUCGUUCCCAGUGGACACACAGCACUUCCUGCGGCCCGACGGCACUUGCACCCUCUGCCGCAAUGCCCUGCAGAAGGAUGUCCCCCAGCGCCUGCCCCUGGCGAUCACUGGCUGGCGUGCCCACGGAGCGGGCUGCAAGCGCAACGUCGUCAAGUAUGAGGGCCGCUCCACCGAGGAUGUGGCGGGGGAGGCGGCCAACAGCAUCCGCAAUGACUGGAAGAUGGGGCUAGAUGUGUCUCCCAAGACAAGCACUAAUGUGCGUGUGACCGUGGCGGGCUCCCACUCCCAGGCUGCCAACUUCGCCGCCCAUAAGAUUCACCAGGACAAGUACCUCUUCAGCCUGGACUUAGUGGAGUGUCGUUUUUACAGUUUCCACCUGGUGCACACUCCCCCAGUACACCCUGAGUUCAAGAGGGCCCUCAAGACACUGCCCCCCCACUUCAACACCUCCACCGAGCCCGACUACCGGAGGCUUAUCUCCAGCUACGGAACCCACUUCAUCCGGUCCAUGGAGCUGGGCGGCCGCACCUCAGCCCUCACUGCCCUGCGCACCUGUGAGCUGACCCUGGAGGGGCUCACGGCCAACGAGGUCGAGGACUGCCUGGCUGUCGAGGCUGAGGUCAGCAUAAGCAGCCACGCCAGUGCCUCGUCAUCAUUCAAGGAAUGUGAGGAGAAGAAGAAGCAGCACAAGUUGGGGACCUCCUUCCACCAGGCCUACCGGGAACGUCAUUCCAGUGUUGAUGGUGGCCACCACUCAACCAUGCAUGACCUGCUCUUCGGGAACCAGGCUGGGCCUGAGAAGUUCUCAGCCUGGGUGGCCUCAUUGCAGGACAGCCCUGGCCUGGUGGACUACACGCUGGAGCCUCUGCACAUGCUUGUGGAGAGCCAGAACCCACGGCGGGAGGCCCUCAGGCAGGCCGUGAGCAAGUACGUGACUGACAGGGCACGCUGGAGGGACUGCAACCGCCCGUGCCCCCCGGGGGAGCACAAGAACCCAAAGAACCCAUGCCAGUGCAUGUGCCCUGGUUCAGCAGCCACCACCCAGGACUGCUGUCCCCGGCAGAGGGGCCUGGCCCACCUGCAGGUCAUGAACUUCAAGGCAUCAGGUCUGUGGGGAGACUGGAUCACUGCCACGGACGCCUAUGUGAAGGUCUUCUUCGGCGGCCAGGAGCAGAGGACCGCCACAGUAUGGAACAAUAACAACCCCACGUGGAUGACGCGGCUGGACUUCGGGAAUGUGCUCCUGGUCACUGGGGGCCCCCUGAGGGUGCAGGUCUGGGACGCAGACAAUGGCUGGGAUGAUGACCUGCUUGGCACAUGUGACCGCACCCCACAGUCUGGCUCACAUGAGGUGUCGUGCCCUAUGAACCACGGUCACCUGAAAUUCUCCUACCAGGCCAAAUGCUUGCCUCACCUGACGGGGGAGAGGUGCCUGCAGUAUGACCCCCAAGGGCUUCUGGGGGACCCUCCAGGAAACCGGAGUGGGCCAGUGUGGUGAGAAGCGGGUCCUGAGAGGACCAGUGUGCAAACUGGAAAGGUUCCAUGCAGGAACCUGUAUCUCCAUUUCUCCAUUAGACAGAUAGAAAACUGAGACCUUCUUUUUUUUUCCCCAAUGAGGUGGCUGAAUUUACAGGCCAGCCCUCAGGCCUGUCCAAACUGCCUUAGGGCUUCAAUAUUCUCAAGCCCAGGAAAGGAGGUGGAGCUGAGUUAGGCCCUACAGCCACUGCUACACUUCCCUACAGGUCAGGAAUAGGGCGGAAAGCCAGGAGGCUGUUCCCGCCAGGCUGCCUGGCGUCGUUUGCACCAUUCCCUUGCAGCCCCUCUUCUAGCGUGGUGAAUUCUUCAUCAUAUUAGACCUAACCUCUUUGGCCCCAGCUGCUCCGUUUACUCUGUUUUCUUGGCCCACCGAGCUUUGCCUCUUAGCCAAAAUCCAAGUCUGUCUUGACUUGUCUCGUUGUGUACACAGUCUGACCAAUAAAGGCGAUGUGAUGG